UGAUCAAGCACCUCCUUUCCCGCAGCCCCGUCCUCUCGCUCUUGGCGCCCCUCGUAGCUCGCGGGUUUUCCCUCGCCUUCUCACUUUGCCGGCACUCAGGCCAAGCAUCGGAGGUUUGACCUGAUUGCUUUCGAUUUCACGGACGGAUUCGAACAAGUGCUGAGACGAGGUGUUGUGGAGCCCUUUCAUCUGUAGUGAGCCAAGGAUCUGAACAACGGAUCUGAUAACGUUGCGUGGGCGGCAUUUGCAACGCAUUUCCGAUCUCGGGUAAAGACGGAUCAGAAGAAGAAUAGAAGAGUAAGGAGAGAAAGAAGGAAGGAGGAGGAGGAGGAGCAGGAGCAGGAGUAUAAGGGAAGGCGGUGGUGGUAGUAGUGCAGGCGAAGCGGGAGGAGUGUAGGAUCGACGGAGCGCGAUGGAUUUCGGCGGGUCGCCUAGCAGCUCCGCGGCGUCGAUGCCGAGCAACGACGUGGUGAUGGAUCAAGUGAAGCAGCAGCUCGCACAGCAAUACGCCGAGGAGUUCUUCGCGGUUGUACGAGACAAGUGCUUUGCUAAGUGCAUUCCCAAGCCAGGGUCGUCCAUAAGCAGCAGCGAGGGCACAUGUGUGACGCGCUGCGUGGAGCGAUACAUAGAGGCCACGGGGAUCGUGUCGAAAGCUGUGCUACAGCUGGGGCAACGGUGAUUGUUUUAAGUUGAUUCUAAGUUGAUCUUGUCUGAAAAAACAGACCUGUGCGUGGACUGUGGGGAAUUGUGGACUGAUACCGUAUGUAAAAGAGACCUGGGGGAUUGUGCUGCAACUACUGUAGUCGUGUCCAAGUAGUACCUUACCUACUACAGCUUGGUUGGUGGUGAUUGCACCGAUCGCGUGAGUGAAGGCUGUCUUCUUGAAGCUAACCUUGUUCCUUGAUCAGGGGUGAGUUGAGGGGCCUCGAAGUGUUUCCUGAUCAAUACUGUAUCAUGAGCUGCUAAUUGUACACAGAGCCACUACUGGUG
This is a messenger RNA of Closterium sp. NIES-67, 990 nucleotides long. The record is from the annotation of a GenBank genome assembly. NCBI's taxonomy places the organism in Eukaryota, Viridiplantae, Streptophyta, Zygnematophyceae, Desmidiales, Closteriaceae.